CGUGUUGACAGAAGAAGCCAGAGAUAAAAGCGGAAAAUGUUGUGACAGAGUCCUGACCUGAGGACCUCACUGGUCAGACAGAGAGGGUGUGCUCAGCUUACCUUUUACUUAACCUUCUCCGUAGCUUUUUGUGUUUUUCCUGCGCUUGUCACACUGCUGGGAACAUGUCGUCUGUCUCUAUACCCCCACCAAAAUGCCUGCUGAAAUCGUUAGUGGUCCCUUAUCGUCACAUGUUUGGACCAGGACCUUCCAAUGUUCCUUUACGAAUCUUGGAGGCCGGGGCCAAUCCUGUCAUUGGACACAUGCAUCCAGAGAUAUUUAAGAUAAUGAGUGACAUCCAAAGUGGAAUCCAGUACAUGUUCCAGACUGAGAACAACAUGACUUUAGCAGUGAGCGGCACUGGCCACAGUGCUAUGGAGUGUGCCAUCUUCAAUGCAGUGGAGCCCGGGGAGAGCGUACUGACGGCAGUCAACGGCAUAUGGGGAGAGCGAGCAGCAGAAAUGGCUGAGAGGAUAGGUGCCAGAGUAAAUACCAUUGUGACGCCCCCUGGUGGUUUCUUCACUAAUGAAGAAAUUGAGCAGGCUUUAUCGAAACACAGGCCAGUGCUGUUCUUCCUUGCACAUGGAGAAUCUUCUACAGGAGUCUUGCAUCCUUUAGAAGGCAUCGGACAGCUGUGCCAUAAGUAUAACUGCUUGUUUCUGGUUGACUCUGUGGCAUCAUGUGGAGGGACCCCUCUGUACAUGGACCAGCUAGAGAUAGACAUCCUAUACACGGGCUCCCAAAAGGUUUUGAAUGCUCCUCCGGGUACAGCACCCAUCUCCUUCAGUGAGAGAGCAUGCCAGAAAAUAUUAAACCGGAGGACAAAGCCUGUGUCAUUCUUCUUGGAUCUGAGUUGGCUUGCAAACUACUGGGGAUGUGAUGGCAAGCUGUCAAGAGUAUAUCACCACACAGGUCCAGUCACUGCUUUUUACUCUCUGAGGGAGAGUCUGGCUGUCCUUGUUGAAGAGGGUCUGCAGAAUUCAUGGGAAAGACACCAAGAAGUGGCUGAGUAUUUCCAUGCUGGCCUAGAGAGCAUGGGUCUCAAACUUUUUGUCAAACCAAAAAAAGCAAGACUGCCUACAGUUACCACUAUUAUUGCUCCUCAUGGAUAUGACUGGAAAGAGAUCACAGCCUACAUCAUGAAAACACAUAAUUUAGAGAUUUCUGGAGGGCUCGGACCAUCAGUUGGCUUGGUGUUGCGUGUGGGGCUGAUGGGAUGUAACAGCAGCAAGGCCAAUGUUGACAUGGUGUUAGCAGCACUGAAAGAUGCUCUGAAACACUGCCACAAGAGCAAAGUGUAACAUGUUGCUGUUGGAUGCUGUAAAGAUAAUCAAGAAGGAGAUUGUAAUAAAUAAACCAUUAUUCUCAGUAGUUGUCUUGUGCAGCUUGAAUGGGAACAGUGGACUUGUCUGCAUAAUAGUACCUUUAGUGUGGUGGUGGUGAUGAUGGCGCAGUGGAUAUAACACAUGCCUUUGGUGUGGGAGAUCUGGGUUUGAUUCCCACUGCGUUACAUCAACCAAUGUGUCCCUGAGCAAAUCACUUAACUCCUAGUUGCUUUAGAGGCGUACAACCUCUGAUAUACAGCAAUUGUAAGUUGCUUUGGAUAAAAGCAUCAGCUAAAUGAAAUGAAAUUAUUUUUGAUUUUCAGUCUAAUAAAAACUAAUAACUAAUUUGACAUGAUAGUAUUCCACUCUUAAUGGUAUAUUAGAUACAUUUAACACAAGUCAUAUCCUACCCCCUUUUCUAGCAAAUUGUAUAUUUACAUCAAUGGGUUUUCUCAUGGUGGGCUUCUUUCAUCAUUCUUACUAAUACCUCAAACUGUUCCUGUUGUUUUCUGUCCAUAUCCGAAGCUAAGUGUACUGAUUAUAGUAGAACAUUAAAACAUCAUAUUGACUAAGGAGAAAAAAAACUAUUCUACAUAUCCCAUGAGCUGUAAAAUUAUUAUAGCCUGCUUUUCAUCCUGCUACCAGAACAAAAACACACACACACACACACACACACACCUUUCAUCGAUAUCAAUACUGGAAGCUGCCUUUUUGUAAAUUCAGUGAUGUAAUGCCUGUGCAUUGUGGAUUUAUUUACCAUGUGGAUUUAUUACUGGACUUACUUACUUUUAUUAUAUCAAAAGUAUUAAACAAUGUGAAUGGAAUGUGCAAACACAUUUUAUAAAAGGAAACAAUAUUGAAAUAAAUAAAAAGGAGUUUUUAUAAUUUUGAAUGUAAUCAAAUGUUUAUAAUGUUCCGGACUUAUGUUAUUAUUCUGGACUUUGUGCAGAAUGUGCAAAACUAUGACUACAAUUCCCUUUUUCU
Molecule: messenger RNA, 2348 nt
Organism: Perca fluviatilis (European perch)
Lineage: Eukaryota; Metazoa; Chordata; Actinopteri; Perciformes; Percidae
Gene: agxta
Product: alanine--glyoxylate and serine--pyruvate aminotransferase a
Exons: 11
Coding region: 165-1340 (391 amino acids)
Cellular component (GO): peroxisome
Molecular function (GO): L-serine:pyruvate transaminase activity; L-alanine:glyoxylate transaminase activity
Source: RefSeq, a predicted model, not a curated record